CAUCAACAGCAGCAGGUCGGGAUGUCGGUCCUUCCAGUCCUGCUGAACAUGCAGGGCUGGGGAGCAAUGUUUGCUGUGAGCUAACUGGGAAAAUCAGCUGCCUGCAAAGUGCUGCAUGACCUGAGCUGGGUGAAGUCAUUGGGUUUGGUUAAGCAAAGGGCGCUGCAUGCUUCUGGGGUUGCUAAUGCCCCAGGAAACAACCACUGGUUCAUCUUUCUGCUUUAAAUCGCACUUGAGUUGAAUUGCACUCGGCGUGGACGAGCCCUGCUGUCUGCAGGAUGGAUUUCCAAUUCAUUGCCACACCGAGGGGAUGCUGCCAGCUGCCCCAAGCUGUCACCUGCAGCCCCGCCGGCCCCAUUGCAGCUGCUGAGCAUCACUGCUUUCCCCUCCAUCCCAAGCUGCCAACCGUGCCCUGUUCUCACCCAAUGCGUGGAGCCGCACCAUUUAUCGCUACCCAGAGCCUUCUGCCUCCGCUCUCACCUGCAAUUUCUCUGCCUCGGGCGAUGCUUAAAAAGGACCCGGCGCUGAAGGGUUAUUUAACUCAGCCUGGUGAGUCACCUCUAGGGAGGGAGCCCGGAAUUCUUGCAAGCUCUGAGCGCUCGGCAUGAGUUACACUAACCCAGAGUUCAAGGUUAGAGAAAGAUUAACAAGGGACUGCAUUUCUCUGCUCUGCUUUUGGGGUAGUUUUAAUUCCACCCCAUCCACAAAACCCCGCUGCAGAGACCCGUUGUGUAACAGCAGAAAAUCCGGAGGUUUUCCUGCUGUUUUUGUGUGUUUUUUUUUUCUUUUCCCCCUUCAUUGAAUUUUUCUCCCCAAAACGAUCCGGAAUUCCCCGUUUUCCGGCUCAGUGGCGAUGAUGGGUUCAUUCUGCACUGCUCUGCCCUGUUCUCCCUACAACCCCAUCCUCCAUAUCAAAGAACCUCAGUGAGAAGAUGCUGAGCAAAGCCCUCAUCUCUCCCGAGAGCUUCAAGAACAGAAGUUUGGGCACGAAAAUCCUUUAUAUAUGUAUUAAAAAAAAAGUCUAACAAAUCAAUAAUAAAAGCGUGUGAAACGCGAGCCAGGUUCAGCUUUCCCUCUCUUAGUGAUUCUGCAGCGAAACUUGCUGCGGUUUCUCGAUACGUGAGUUUGUGGCGGUGCCUGGAGGUCGUGGCCAGCCCUCUUCCUCCUUCUCCUCCUCCUCCUCCUCCUCCUCCCUGUGUCACCAACGAUCCCGGCAGUUGCUCACAUUGCUUCACAUCGCUCCGCUCGGCGAAGCUGUCAGCUCGUGGAAUUCACUGGUGGUUCGGACCAGGUCCCGUUUCGGACCAAACCCCGUCUUCACUCGAUCCGAAUCCGGAUCCCAGCCCGGGAGCGGCGCGCCUCUCACCGCGCACGAUGCGCUCAGCUGCGCUCCGCUUCUGCCCCGUCCUGCUGCUGCUGUUGGCGAAGGUUCAUUUGGGAUCUGCUGCGGCAGUGAAGAAGCGGGCAGGCGAGUCAGAUGUCCUGGAACCAGACCUCUACAGCAAGAAGUGUCCUAUGGGCACCUAUUUGGCAAAUGACUCCUCCAAGUUCCUCCCAUGUAAGAAAGAUGAGUACACCGAGUAUCCAAACGACUUCCUCAAGUGCCUGGGCUGCCGGACGUGUAGGGAAGACCAGGUGGAGGUGAGUCCCUGCGUCCCCACCAGGAACACGCAGUGCGCCUGCAAGAACGGCACCUUCUGCUUACCUGACCACCCCUGUGAGAUGUGCCAAAAGUGCCAAACCCGGUGCCCCAAAGGACAAGUGAGGAUAGCUCCAUGCACGCAGCACAGCGACCUGCAGUGCGGUCCUCCCUUGGACAUCUCCUCCAGCUUCUCCACAGGCAUCAUUACCAUCAUCGUGCUGGUUGUGGGCCUGGUGUUCCUGCUGGUGUUCUUAUGCUGGUGCUGCAGACACUACGGUGCAGGGGGUGGCGGAGAUCUGUGCAGGAAGCCCAGCACCGUGGUGCAGAACAGACUGUUGCAGAGGAUGGGGAUUCAGGACAACAACUGCAAUGAGCAGAUCUACCUGAACCAGCAGCAGAAGCAGCAGCUGCUCGCCGCAGCGCAGGGCUCAGAGGUUCCCCGUGGUGUGGAGAUGGAGGAGGUGGCACCAAGAACUUCAGAUCCCAACGUGGAAACCCAGAAGAAGCUGGUUCCAGUGCCAGGAAAGGACCCCCUAAGCGUUUUGUCUUCCUCUUUCAACACCUUUGUCGAGUUUGUGCCCUUCCCUGAAUGGAGGAGAUUCGGCCGAACCCUCGGUCUGCGGGAAAACAACCUUUAUCAGGCAGAGCAGAACGACAGAGGCUCAGGGGAGCCCUUAUAUCAGAUGCUCAACAUGUGGCUCAACAAAGAAGGCAGCAAAGCCUCCGUGAAUACACUGCUGGAGACCCUGUCCCAGAUCAACCUCAGCGGCGUGGCAGACCUAAUUGCCUCCGAACUCGUUAGGAAUGGAUAUUUCCAGUAUGAAGUGAGCUGAGGAGCGCAGCCAGCCCUGCUCCUCCCCAGCUGGAGCUGAAGAUGCGGAUUCCUCUGAGAACCUUUAUCUUGAUCUUUGUGAUAGUAUUCUCACGGCUCCUUCCUCCCGGAGCCGUCGCACUGCUCAGCUGAGCCUGGAGGAGUCGAUCCCAGCUGGGUUCUUCUCCGCCACACUCAGCGUUGGUGCUGCCUUAUGGAAGCCACGCGAGUGCCUUGAUUUCAUUUGGCCGACGCAACGAGCCAAAGGGUCUUCCAAGCUGCUUUUGAGAUCAUCUCAUUUACCAGCACUGAUUUUAUACAGACCUCGGUGCAGAACUGCAUCUUUGCUUGGUGCGGGCACUCACUGAUUCUUAACUGGAUCAACGUUUUUAAUUUUUUAAUUUUUUUAGUGAUAUUCUGCUUGUAGAACAUCUCCGAGCCGACCGUUACGCUUCGUACUGCAUGCGUGGUGGGCGAGCAUCCCUGGGGCUCUUGGGUUACCCUCUACGAUCCAUUUAGAGUUGCAUUUGUAGCUAGUUCUGCUUGCCCUUAGCAGUAGACACAAGGCUGUAGCAGUGGGGUUGGAACUGGAUGAUCCUCAAGGCCCCUUCCAACCCAAGUCCACGAUUCUAUGACUGCAGGCGACGCGGGCGCGAUUCAUCGGCGCUGAGGCGGCUGAAAUAAGGGCGGCUCGGCUCAUUCCCAUUGCCAGGGCCGUGGGGGCCCCCAGCUGGCUGGGUUGCUCCUCCACCUGCAGGGAGGACGCACAGCUCAGGGAUGAGGUGCUGCAGGGCGAUGGAGCUGCAGCCCAACCUGGAGCUCCCCCUGCGCGGGCGCAGGUUUGUGGGCAGCCCCCCCUGCGCCCCUUUCCGUCCUCUCCAGCCCUGUGCCAAAUACCAGCAGAACUUUUGUAUUUAUGUAUUUAUUAAUUGCAAACGUGUACAUACGUUAACUUAUAAUAUAAAAAUAGCUGGUUGUUUUGUUUUUUUACUAUGUGUGAUGGUGUGUUUUUAUACAGAGCUCUGGCCCAGCCAGUUAGUUUUAUCCAGGAUUUUUUUUUUACACGUGUCUUUAUGAAGGAAGAAUAAACUUAAAAACAACAACAA
Molecule: messenger RNA, 3559 nt
Organism: Lagopus leucura (white-tailed ptarmigan)
Lineage: Eukaryota; Metazoa; Chordata; Aves; Galliformes; Phasianidae
Product: tumor necrosis factor receptor superfamily member 10B-like
Exons: 10
Coding region: 1375-2475 (366 amino acids)
Biological process (GO): TRAIL-activated apoptotic signaling pathway; positive regulation of apoptotic process
Cellular component (GO): plasma membrane; cell surface
Molecular function (GO): TRAIL binding
Source: RefSeq, a predicted model, not a curated record